Messenger RNA from Fusarium venenatum, 666 nucleotides. Its product is annotated as Phox homologous domain-containing protein. Lineage: Eukaryota; Fungi; Ascomycota; Sordariomycetes; Hypocreales; Nectriaceae. Gene Ontology annotation, cellular component: endosome. The record is from RefSeq and is a predicted model, not a curated record. Gene Ontology annotation, molecular function: phosphatidylinositol-3-phosphate binding.
AUGGCGACUGCAAUAGACCAAGCGCCCGGUGGUGGAAACUUGGGCUCCCGCGCUUCACUUCCGGGCAACGUUGAGACACAGACCAUUUCCACCGAAGCAUUCGAGACACCGCGCACAUCUCUUGACAAUGACAACAACCCACGGCAUCUCUCUACGUCGUCUCCACUGUCACCAGUGACCUCCCCGCCGUAUUGGCUGAACACACGCGGUGGACAUCAACGGACGAUUUCGAACAUGUCGACCGAAUCGUUUCUUCCAGCUGGCGCCAUUACACUUCGUGACAAUGAAGCGAGCGACCUCGAUGACCGUAACAGUGCUUGUUGGGCCAAAAGUGUUGAGAUCGCCAAUCAUACCGUAGUCAAUGGCAGCGCGACAAAUAUCGGGGCAUUCGUAGUGUGGAACAUACGUGUCGAAACUCUCAAUGGAAGCUUUAUGAACAUUCGAAAACGUUAUUCGGAGUUUGAUGAUUUUCGAUAUCGGCUGGUUCAGACCUUUCCCGGCUUUGAGGCGGCUGUUCCGGCCCUUCCGCCUAAGAGUGUUAUCUCAAAAUUUCGACCUCGAUUUUUGGAAAAGAGACGGGCUGGUCUACAAUACUUUCUCAAUUGCAUAUUACUGAAUCCAGAGUUUUCUGGGUCGCCUGUACUCAAGGAGUUCCUCUUUGCAUAA